AUGCCUAUCCCCCUGCUGGCAGAGGGCUUUGGUCGAGGCGUCUCCAACAUCCCAUAUAUCUGGAACGCUGGUCAAGCGGGCGUGGCCAUUGGCAUCGUCGUUCUUUUAAAGUACUAUUUCUCUGGAGCGACAUGUCGGUCAGAGCGAGUGAUGCAUGGGAAGGUGGUGAUAGUGACGGGGGGCACUUCUGGUAUCGGGGCCGAAGUAGUCAAAGAACUCGCGACUCGAGGCGCGCAGAUCAUCCUCCUCACCCACCAUUCUCCAUCAGACCCCUUUCUCGUCGACUACAUUGAAGAUCUACGGACAGUCACGAACAACGAAUUGAUCUAUGCUGAACAAGUCGACUUAUCAUCCCUCCACUCUAUCCGUGUAUUUGCUACGAAAUGGGUGGAUAAUGCGCCCCCUAGAAGACUGGACAUGAUUAUUUUGUGUGCAAACAUCAUGACACCGUUCUUUGGGAAGGGCCAAAAGACCGUGGAUGGCGUUGAGGCAGAGUGGGCCAUAAAUUACCUGAGCACUUUCCAUCUCCUAAGUAUCCUCUCGCCUGCAAUCAGGGCACAACCUCCGGAUCGAGACGUGCGAGUUCUCUUCAGUACAUGCAACAGCUACAUUGGUGGCAAGUUGGAGUUGAAAGACACCGAGACGGCCGCCAAAUCUGGAAGUGCAUCUUAUGCCAGGAGCAAAUUGGCACUCAUGACAUUUGCAUACGGUUUCCAGAAGCAUCUGGACGCCUACAAACGACCGGACAAACAACCCAACAAUGCUCGGGCACUUAUCGUUGAUCCAGGACUCUCCCGCACCCCAGGAACCCGACGUUGGCUUUCUGGCGGCUCCUUAUGGGGACUCUUAUUCUACCUGUUAACCUGGCCUGUCUGGUGGUUAGUUCUCAAGUCGCCCAUUCAAGGGGCUCAAAGCUAUCUGAUGGCAGCGAUGGAAGCCGAAUAUGCAAGGGCUGCGGGAGGCAGGUUGAUCAAAGAAUGCAGAGAAUAUGAACCUCUCCGUGCUGAAGUACAGAAUGAAGAGGUCGCCAAGAAGUUGUGGGAGUUUAGCGAGAAGCAGAUUGAGCAACUGGAGAAAGAAGGUGCUGUCAAGCGUGCGCUGGCGAAAAAGGAGGCAGAGAAGAAGGAAAAGAACAAAGACAGCAACGAACAGGCUGGAGGCGAGAAGAAAGCUACGCCGGGCUCGAGAAGGAGUCGUAAAGCGAAAUAA
Messenger RNA from Exophiala aquamarina CBS 119918, 1209 nucleotides. Its product is annotated as alcohol dehydrogenase. The transcript is spliced from 2 exons. The record is from RefSeq and is a predicted model, not a curated record. The coding region runs from base 1 to 1209 and encodes 402 amino acids. Lineage: Eukaryota; Fungi; Ascomycota; Eurotiomycetes; Chaetothyriales; Herpotrichiellaceae.